AUGGAUCGUCGACUCGUACAAACGGAGGGUUUGUAYGAGGAGUCUUGUCGUGCUGUUGCAGUUSCUGGUGACUUGUUGGCAAUUAUGUCUUAUGUUAAUGAAAACGAAAAGAAAUUUGUGGAAAGAUUUUCACAAGUAGUUUCAAUUACAUUUGUAUCAGCAGAUCCGGAUUUAAGAAUUGGAGKCAUUAAGAUGAUCAAAUGGGCUGAAGUAAAAUUACAAGCACUUGGAGCGACUACUGAACUUUGUGUCAUUGGCGAACAGGUAUUAAGUGGCAAAGUUGUGGCUCUACCCCCUGUUUUAAUUGGCUUACUAGCCGACAUAUCUGACGGACGGGAUAGUGAACCAUUUAUCUUAGCUGAAAGAAACAAUAAAUUAUUUGGAAGAGGGUCUACGACGAUAAAGACCCAGUCCUUGAAUAGCUUCAUGAUGCUAUUGAAGCAUUCCAAAAUACAGGAACUGACUUGCCUGCUGAUCUUAAAGUUAGAACAAUAA
Molecule: messenger RNA, 495 nt
Organism: Diuraphis noxia (Russian wheat aphid)
Lineage: Eukaryota; Metazoa; Arthropoda; Insecta; Hemiptera; Aphididae
Product: cytosolic non-specific dipeptidase-like
Source: RefSeq, a predicted model, not a curated record